AUGGCCGACCAACUGCCUCAGCCGAUGAUUGUUAUGACCCCGCCAGAACAAGCGCACACCUCAUCGUCGUCCCAUCCCCGCCGACCGCCAGCCCAUCGCUCUGUAUCCCUCCUCCACUCACCGAGGACGAAGCCCCCGACGCCCGUCAAGGACGCCAGUGACUCUUCAAGCGACGAUCCCGCAACAGGUUCCCGCGCCACCGCCGGCAGCAGCGACUCGCCGUCCAGUCUCGCACCGUUAGGCAGGAACAGCUCGGGCGAGAGCAGCAACGCUGACAAGUGGUUCGAGAAGUCCAACAACGACGUUCGCGACACCUCCUUCGCCGAUAAUGAGCCGCCAUUCUUCAUGCGCAACUCGUCCUCGUCGCAAACACCACCAGAGGCCCAGCAACAGAUGCGACAGUAUCUCGGCAUUAACGAUGCAUCAACUGCCCUGCCGAUGCGAACAGGACUCGCUCAUCUCAACACAGAUGGUAGCAGUACAGAGGACUUCCGAGGUGUUAUUGAUGAUCUCACAAUCGAGAACAAGAAGCUGAAGAGAAAGCUGAAAAAGUAUCAGAAGCUGCACGAUUCGCACCUCAAGGACGAAAAGCUGUUCGAGGUGCGCAUACAUGGCCUGCCUGCGGAGAAAAAGCGAGAGCUGGAAGACACGCUACGCAAGUUUGCCGCCAGUCUGGGAACUGGAGCUUUCCCGGCGAAUGGAUACGCAGGACUGAAGCCUCUGCUCGAAACGCAGAAGACGGCCUCAUCGCAGACCUCGCUGCAGAACACUGAUUCUGCCUAUGCCUCGAUGUCCAUGUCAGGCCAAGGUUCGAAUGCUCACUCCGGAAACGAGAGUAGACAUCAACCAGUGCCCACGUCGACAACACGGAGAAGCAUGCGAUCCAACAUACAGUCGUACCUGCAUCAUAUUCCGGAACGAUUACUCGUGCAGCCGAACCCUGCGAACAUGACGGAGCGCGCGAAGAAAAAGCUUGUUGCCAGACGACUUGAGCAGCUCUUUGCUGGUAAAGGGGCGGUUGGCGGCCAUCAGCAACCGAUGCAGCAACAGGAGGUUUCGCACUCUGCCGCGCGGGCAGAUCAAGUCGAGAGCGAAGCACAAGGUGGAAGCGCCAGCUUGGAGGGCGUUCGAGAAGCCCAUAUGAUGUCGCGAGCACACGUGGAUCCAGAUGCUAAACAAGACAGCUAUGGUGAUUCGCCAGAGAGAGAUUUUGCAGAGAAUCAACCAGGCAGGCAACACUCAGUCCUCUCGAGGAGCAACCUUGCAAAACAAAAUGAGCAAGAUCUUAACGAACAACGACCCACGAGGCCGCUGGAUCUGGACCCGGAGCGUGCCCAAGUUCCCGCUGAGAACAUCCGGUAUAUGCGCCACCUGGGGUUUUCUCCCCCUGACCCAAACGACAUACCCGAGGAUGGACACGGCUGGAUCUACCUCAAUCUGUUACGGAAUAUGGCACAACUACACACCAUCAACGUGACGGCCGAUUUCGUGCACAAGGCUUUGACAGAGUGCAGCUCAAAGUUCGAGGUGUCUGCUGAUGGCAGAAAAGUCCGGUGGAAGGGAGGCCGUUCCAUCACACAUUCAGGCAGUAGCGCAGGCGGAUCUUCCAUGGAUCGCACCAACACACCGGACGGUCAAAGCCCACGAAAGCGGCCAAAAUUGACACACCGCGAGAGCGCAAAAUCGUCGGGAUCGUUGGCUAGGACACUCCACCAGCGCGAUCAGCCUGAGGCCAACAAACUCAACUACACCCCCCUCUUCUUCCACAAGGACAGCACUGAUGAAGCCGACUCCUCCGACGACUACGAUGACAGCGAUGAGUCUCCAUUCCUUGCACCGGCAGGCGACUCAUUAGGUAUGACCAGUUCUGGCGUGCGCACUAUGUCGUCCAAGAAGCAAAAGACUCGAGAGGACGGGCCAAUUAUCUUCUACAAUAACGCCCGCUUCUGUACCGACCUCAGCGGCGAUCGCAAAACCGUCGGCAAUGCCAAUGCACCUCCUUAUACACCUGCCACUGCAGUGCCGCUUGGGGUUCCGCAAAGGAAGGCAGAAUCGUCGCGAACAGCUGAGAAGCGUGGUCCUCUCGCAGAGGCUUCUGAGUUGCCGGAGCCUAUGGAUCUGAGCGAUAAUCCAAUCCCGGUCGAUCUAGAGCUAUCUUUCCCGGCCCACAGUCCACGAAGAAAUGAUCUCGAAGCUUCACUGAGGAAGAGCGUCCAAAUGGAGGUCACCGGCAUUGGCGGUGUUUGGCCAGCCGAUCACUUUGCGAUUGCUGUAGAGAGCCGGCAGGCUCGUUUGGAUCACACUGCAGCAUCGUUGGAAAGCCUGUCGAAACAACGCAUCCCUAGCAGGCUAGCUGGGAUCUUGCAAGAUGAUACUUCGAAGCAGAGAAGCCGGGCUGCCGUACAGCAACGAAUCAUCUGGACCAAGCAGCAAAUCCUCCCACCUGCGGAACUACCGCCAGCACUGAGCUUCAUGCCAUUUGGCGAGGAUUCUUUGGGUGAUGAUUAUGAGAGUGAUGCGGACGAGGAACUUUCCAUGUCACCCGGCUCCCUCCACGAUUACCCACUCGCUGCAUCUCCGCAGCCCAUCAAGCUCAACUAUGCAGCCGAAGAAGAAGAGUACAGCGAGGACGAGGAGUCCGACGAUGGUUCGCUCGAUCUCCUAGCUGCUGCUCGUGAACUUGACCCUGCUGCUAUCCAAGCGCAAGAAAGAGAAUAUGACGCAAACAUGGCUGAUCGCUUAGCCGAAGAAAUCCCAGCUGGCAGUAGUGCUGCGACGGCGGGAGGAGGAAGUGGCUUCGCCAGCCCUGCGGCGGAUGUCAGUCGUGAAGAGUAUCGCCGCGCUGUGCGUGAGGCUCUUGCGAAAUGUCCGGGACCGAAUCUGAAGCGGUCGAAGACUGCUGACAGUAUAAAGGUCGAGGACCCUCGUCAUGCAUCGUGCAGCGAGGACGAAGACGAUGACAUGGACGAUGUUGCUUCGUGA
Molecule: messenger RNA, 2982 nt
Organism: Fulvia fulva
Lineage: Eukaryota; Fungi; Ascomycota; Dothideomycetes; Mycosphaerellales; Mycosphaerellaceae
Product: Frequency clock protein
Exons: 1
Coding region: 1-2982 (993 amino acids)
Biological process (GO): circadian rhythm; regulation of DNA-templated transcription
Cellular component (GO): cytoplasm; nucleus
Source: RefSeq, a predicted model, not a curated record